Molecule: messenger RNA, 1497 nt
Organism: Drosophila virilis
Lineage: Eukaryota; Metazoa; Arthropoda; Insecta; Diptera; Drosophilidae
Gene: Teh2
Product: tipE homolog 2
Biological process (GO): regulation of sodium ion transport
Cellular component (GO): plasma membrane
Molecular function (GO): sodium channel regulator activity
Source: RefSeq, a predicted model, not a curated record
CGCAAAAAAAAAAAACAAAAGUAAGCAUGAAGAAGAGCUCAACGCUGACAACGACCACGUCGAUGCCGACGAGCCCGACGCUCUCGGCCCAGACCCUGUCGGCCAGCAAAAUGAGCCUGAGCAGCAGCCGAUCGGGCCGAUCCUCCUGCCAAUCGCACGGGCCGAUCCGGCCAGGCAGCGGUUGCGUCGACGCCAUCAAGGCCAAGCGCGAGGAGAUCGAAAUCGAUAGCAUACUCGAGAAGGCGAAAUUCUACACCUCCGUGUGCCUUGGUACGACUGCCAUACUGUCGGUGUUCACAUUUCUCUUCCUGAUACCCUUUGUCGUGGAUCCCGCCAUCUCAACAAUUAUAGCCGAUUACGAUCCGGUGCCGGUGACCUGCGUUGUCAUCGAUCACAUCUAUGCGGAGGGCAUCAAGAACUGCACCUGGAGCUCCUGUCGCGAGGGCUGCACCUCAUCACUCACCAAGUGCCAUCAGCUGUUUGUCAACUAUACGCGCAUACCCUACAGCGAAUGGGAGCGCAAUCCUCGAGACUUGGAGCGCGUCAAUUGGGAUGUCAGCUAUACAAAGUUUCUGAUCAACUCCGAGGGUUGCGGCUAUCCGCCCACGACCAAUUGCAGCGUGUUUGCCAGACAAUAUGGCUACUCUCACAUUGGCGAACCGUUUCCCUGCUACUAUAGUCGCGCCUAUCCGCAGGUCGUCAUCGGUCGCUAUUCGUGGGAGAAUAAUCUGUAUCAUCUGGUGCUGUCGCUGAUAAUACCGAAUGUGCUCUUCGCCAUCUCGAUCGGGGUGCUCAGCUAUUGGUAUUGCCCCUGCUGUGAGAAGGCGUGCAACAAAUCCUCACGGGUCUAUGCCGAAAAGUUUCCAACCAAGGAAGACAAACUUCUGUGUCACAGUGAUGAAGAGGAUGAAAUGGAAUACUAGCAAUAAAUUCAAAUUAGUUAAUAUCCUCUAAACAACUUAGCUAAUUAACUUUGUAGUCUGUACCAAAAACACACACACACACACACAAACAUAUAGCUUAAUAAAUAUUAUAGAAGAAAAGCCAUCUGCCAUUAAAAUAUAGGAGACACAGCGGAGCAUUGAAAUUGUACUUUAGAACUAAAAAAAAAAAACAUAUUUAAAUCUAUUCAAACAAUUAGCUCAUUGCCAAUUUUCAUACACAUCUUAUUAUGCUUUAUACACACAUUUAUCUUAAAUAGAGACUUUGAAAGCUUUUGUUCUACUUUCGCUUGCUUUCGAACGCAACUCGAUGCUCCGCCUUUCCCAUCAGAUAAAAUCUCAAUUUCUCAAACUAAAAAAAAAAAAAAACAAAAAACAAAAACAAAAAUAAGCUUGUUUUCAAAAAGAAUUGUGAUAGUAGUCAUAAACAGAAUAUUAAGUAAAAUUCGUAAAUAAAUCAAAGAAAAUUGUAUAAUUAGCAAAAAGCAGAGAUUCCAUAUUCUAUCUCUGAACCAUUUGGUCGUAGUACCCAUAGAAAUCGGAACCAAAAAAAAAA